This is a messenger RNA of Aspergillus nomiae NRRL 13137, 666 nucleotides long. RefSeq names its product mitochondrial 54S ribosomal protein bL21m. The record is from RefSeq and is a predicted model, not a curated record. The transcript has 2 exons. Gene Ontology annotation, cellular component: ribosome; mitochondrial large ribosomal subunit. The coding region runs from base 1 to 666 and encodes 221 amino acids. Gene Ontology annotation, molecular function: structural constituent of ribosome. Lineage: Eukaryota; Fungi; Ascomycota; Eurotiomycetes; Eurotiales; Aspergillaceae.
AUGUUUUCCCGAACGGCGCUCGCCAGAGCCUUCGCACUGCCAUUCGAGCAGUCCGCCCGGCCUCUCAACACCACCUUCGGGGCCUCCCUCAGAACCACUAAGCGCAAACCCCCGCGCUCAGACCAGCACACCCAGCCAACAACCAUCCACCUCCACACCGUCGAAUACCAUCCCAACUUCCAAACUCCCCGUGCUCCGACCUUCACCUCCCCGUUAAAAGUGACCAAAUCCCUUCUCGAGAAGUUGCCGUACCUGACGACUCAAAAGCCACACUACAUCACUGCUCACCUCCACGACAACCCCUACCUUCUCACUGAAGGUGACCACCUCCGUCUCCCUUUCUUGAUGCCCAAGGUGAAGCCCGGGGAUGUCAUUCGUUUCAACCGGGCGUCUGUUCUGGGAUCUCGCGAGUUUACGCUCAAGGGGGCACCGUACAUCGAUGAGCGGCUGUUUGAGUGCCGAAUGCGUGUUAUGGGAGUGGAUUCGGAGCCAUUGCGGGUGAAGGAGAAGACGAAGCGCAGACAGCGACACGUGAGAAAGGUGCGCAGCAAGCAUCGGUAUACCCUGCUGAGGGUCAUGGAUGUCAAAGUGAAGACUGCGGAGGAGUUACUGGAGGAGGGUGCUGUUGUUGUCGAGGAUGGACAGGAUGUGGAAGUCAAGGCAUAA